UAGUCAGAUGAAGAUGUAAGUUGAGGUCCUUCUCCUUGCUGGUUGUGCUGAUGAGAUUUGUUAUGACGGUCGGUGGGUGGUGGUGCGUCCAGCUUCAGAUCAUCGGAAGGCCUUCUUCUGUGCCUUUUCCUCGGCGGGUCUUCCGGAGGUUCCUCUGGAUGUGUUUGUGUGUUUUCGAUUAUAUCUCUUCUCUUGUUUUCCCCCGUGUACUCUGAUUCACUUGAACCAAUCUUGUAUGGAGCCCCGAGGCUUCUAGGCAAAUUCAAUUGAAUAUAUUCAGGUGGGGAUGCCCCCCCCCCCCCCUUUGACCAUUCAAAAAAAAACCUUGAAAUUGGCUACUUGCCCACUCACUGUUUUCAUCUGAACAGUUCGCCAGUCCCUCUGUUGCCGAACCUCUAUGGCCCGUUGCCACUCCUCAUCUUUUGGCCCCAGGAACUAACUCGUUGCAUCUGAACAGUUCGCCAGUACCUUCUGUUGCCGAACCUUGAAAUUGGCUACUUGCCCACUCACUGAAGCCUGUCUUAAAAUAGUACUGUACGAUUUGCCCCUUCAGAUCUCGCUCAGUUGUACAUCACCAAGGUUACUGGGUGACCACUUACUGAAGCCAUAUGCGAAGUCUUAACUAAAACUGAUUAGCUAGCAAUCGAAAUAUACUAGCGCCACGCAAUCAAGUUGUCAAGUUGGCACGAUCAAACAUUUCUUUAUCAUAACCAUUAAUGCCAAACAAUCGCUCUCCUACUCUUAAUCUUAGAGACCUGCCAGUGGAGGUCAAGUAAGUGCACUUGAAAUAUUCUCAUCUCAAUUUUGAAUCAGUGCUAUCUGUCAACACCAAUAAGUAAUAGCUCUCCACGACCUCAAACAAUGCAUAAUCAAUCUAGCAUUCGUUUUGUUUUUACGCGCUGAAAGCAAGCUGCCAUUCGUUGACAAGAUGCACAACUCUCUUCUUCUGGCAUAGCAGCUGGGCAGCGCCCAUUAUAACUAGUCCUCGUGUGACUUGGGUUCUCCACCAUUCCAACCUCCAGCAACCAUGAAGCUCAUUCUCGCGCUCUCCAUUCUCUUCCUCUCCUGCAUCCAUGGCGUGAGCUCCGACUCACGCUUCUUCACCGCCAUGUAUUCCCUCGGGGACUCCUACAUCGACGCGGGCAACUUUCUGAUCAUGGCCGCUGCGAUGGUGCCGGCUGUGCCCGUCGUGCAUGACAAGCUUCCUUACGGGAUGACCUUCUUUGGCCACCCCACAGGCCGCCUCAGCGACGGCAGAAACACCAUCGAUUUCAUCGCCCAGGAGUUUGGUCUCCCCCUUCUUGGACCCUCCCUGCUGAAUGACUCGGACGCCUCCAAAGGCGUAAACUUCGCUGUCGGCGGCGCACCGGCGAUCGACGUCGACUACUUCGAGAAGAACAACAUAGUUCAGUUUAAGCUUCUGAACAAUUCUCUGAGCGUGCAGCUGGGUUGGUUCGAGCAACUCAGGCCAGCGAUUUGCAACAAGACCGAGACCUCAGGGUGCGAAGGUUGCUUCAGUAAGUCUCUCUUCUUCGUUGGGGAGUUUGGAGUGAACGAUUACAACUUCCUAUGGUUUGCCGGCAAGACUGAGGACGAAGUGAUGUCGCAUGUACCUACAGUUGUCCAAAACAUUGCCACGGCCGUGGAGGGGCUCAUCAAAGGAGGCGCGGUCUACGUGGUGGUGCCGGGGAACCCACCGCUGGGGUGCUCACCCACCAUGCUGACGAGCCGCUCCGGCCCCAACACGACGGAGUACGACCCCAUGGGCUGCCUCAUCGACGUCAACCGCGUGGCCACGGUCCACAACUCCCGGCUCCGCGCCGCAGUCGUCUCUCUCAGGGGCAGGUACCCCCGUGCCACCAUCAUCUUGGCCGACUUCUACAGCCCCAUCAUCAAGAUCCUCCGCAACCCCAGCCAUUACGGGGUGACCGAGGCGGACGCUCUCCGGGCUUGCUGCGGAGCCGGCGGCACGUACAACUGGAACGGCAGCGCCAUCUGCGGCAUGCCGGGGGCGACCGCAUGCAGUAACCCGUCGGCGUUCGUCAACUGGGAUGGAGUUCACUACACGGAGGCCACCAACGGGUACAUCGCCGACUGGUGGCUCCGCGGCCCUUUCGCCGACCCGCCUAUAAUGAGUGUUGUGCGCUACUAAAGUGGAGGAGAAACUUGAAAACCAUUACAGGCGAGGCGACACGUGAAUGCCUUAGUUUUUUUUUUGAGGGAUACGUGAACGCCUUAGCUAGUAUCGCGGAUGAAAGUAAAUGUUGAUGUCAACACUAUGCUCAUAUUAUUUGGAUUGAA
This is a messenger RNA of Triticum aestivum (bread wheat), 2301 nucleotides long. Its product is annotated as GDSL esterase/lipase At5g45910. Bases 1028 to 2152 code for a protein of 374 amino acids. The transcript is spliced from 5 exons. Gene Ontology annotation, molecular function: hydrolase activity, acting on ester bonds. NCBI's taxonomy places the organism in Eukaryota, Viridiplantae, Streptophyta, Magnoliopsida, Poales, Poaceae. The record is from RefSeq and is a predicted model, not a curated record.